CCGACUGGAUUGAACAAGAAGGAUCGAUAGACCCGUGACGGACAGUCCAACCUCAGACCCACAACGGGCACACUCCGAUCGACUUUUUUUUUGCACGCUCUUUAAUCAUGUAUCAAAACAGGUCAAAGUGGCCUGCUCUGUGCAUCAGCCUGUUGGUCUUCUUGGCAGAAGCCAGGGGUCAGGAUUGCGAGGAUGCCGUUGUCCCGCCAGAGGUGGUCCAAUUCAACAACACCCUGUACGCAGCGUGCAGAAUGAAGCCGAGCAGCGGGCUCGCCGCUGACCUCGAGCGGCUCUACGGUCACGUGCUCUUUAAGCAGGAGUAUCCGGACGGGACCUUGAACGUUCACUUUAUCAUUGGCGGCUUUCCGAUGGGUCCCUCGAACCUCAGAGCCAUACACGUCCAUCAGUUUGGAGACAUCAGCGGGGGAUGCACCUCCACCGGUCCCCACUACAACCCGGACGCGGUGUCCCACCCCGGCCACCCAGGGGACUUCGGUAACUUUGCUGUCAAGGACGGAAAGAUCAUGGAAUUGAAGGAAUACGCCAAGGCCACCCUGUUCGGACCUCAGUCGGUCCUCGGCAGGGGCGUGGUGCUGCACCUGAAGGCGGACGACAUGGGCAACGGCGGCAACGCAGAGAGUCUUCUCAACGGGAACGCCGGUACCAGGCUGGCCUGCUGCGUGAUAGGGCUCUCUUCAGAUGCCCUCUGGAACAAGUACCUUUGAUUGUGUCAUUUGAUGAACCAUUGAUGACAUGAUUGGUUAACUUACACCAUUGAUUAGAUAAUUUGGCGCACUGAUUACAUAAAGAUAUACCAUUAGUUACAUCGUUUGACGAACCGAUGGCAUAUUUAAAUGUACCAUGGAUGACAUGUUUGAUGACCCGCUAAAAACAUAAUUUGGGCUAACAUUGUUGACAGCAUUUGCUGAACCAUUGAUUGCUUAAUUUGAUGUAAAAUUCAUAAUUUGAUGUACCAAUGCUGACAUCUGAAUACAGACCAUACACGACCCAGUUCUCAAGGUAUUUUAUUAACAUAAUAAAGUGCAUUAUGUGGCCUGGACUACAUGUAUAUUCAACAUUUUAAAUGACUAAAUGAUAAAUAUAUUAAUAUAU
This is a messenger RNA of Gadus morhua (Atlantic cod), 1113 nucleotides long. RefSeq names its product superoxide dismutase 3, extracellular a (gene sod3a). The record is from RefSeq and is a predicted model, not a curated record. Lineage: Eukaryota; Metazoa; Chordata; Actinopteri; Gadiformes; Gadidae. The coding region runs from base 108 to 725 and encodes 205 amino acids. Gene Ontology annotation, biological process: superoxide metabolic process. Gene Ontology annotation, molecular function: copper ion binding. The transcript has 2 exons.